AAAUCACGUUAAGUAUAUUUUAUUUAAUUAACAUCAAAUGUCGACAGAUAUUAUACAUUUCAUGGAAAAACCCUGCCUUUUUCACUUCCUUGUUUAGAUUUAGACUGUGUAAAAAGAUGGAGGGUAAACGCUCACAGAAGUCGCUAGACAAUGUGGCACAACUUUGUCGGGAUUCAGUAUGGCUAGAAACCGAAGCCGCUGUAAAGACAGAGGCAACAAGUGUAAGAGACAAGCUUCAUCAAGUAAGGGAGAACUAUCGAAAGAUUGUAAAUACACCCAAAGGUCUAAAGGAAAGUAAUAAAUUACUGAUUGAAUGGAAUGAGGGUCUGCUGGCCUUCUGCAAAGCCAACAGGAGGAAAUAUCAUAUGGAAGACAGGACACUGAAGUUGGAUAGGCAGAGACUGGAAGACCAAAGGAUUAUUGGACAAUAUGAAGACGAAGUGGAGAAACUUCGUAAGGAACUGAAAGAGGCAACUGAAGCAAAAGAGCAGGCACUGAAUAGAUUGAGCGAACUUCAGUCCAAUCUUUUGAAAUUUGGAAACCCAGAUAUAACUGAUCUGAGCGACCAGAACCGACCUUCAAAUCUUGGGGAGAAUUUCAGAGAGCUGUAUGACAACGAAUGGACAGAUGCGUUUGAAUUCUUGACGGAGGAGAACGGUGAGACCCGUCGCGAAGAUGAAGAGGCAAUUGAUACGCUAUAUGCAAUGUUGAAGCGUUGCAAUGAGUUAUGUUCUGAAGCGCUUCGGGAGCAGCAUACGUCACUUGCGCAACUGGUGUCUAAUCCUGCGUAUUUUAAGAAGAAAACCGUUCCUAGCCUGCCCCAAUCUAAACCUGCAGUGCCACUGAAGAAAACCGCAAAUGUUACACAAGUAACAGUAAAAUCUCUACAUGAAAAGAAUCCAUUGACUCAGCAAGCCCAAUUUGCCAAAACUUUACCAGCUGGAAGUCUAAGUACUGGUGAUCAAGGAACUGGCCCCCAAGGACAGCUGGACAAACAAGGCAAAAGUACAGAGACAGCUGGUAAUGGAAACAAACAACCUGGUGACCUAAAGUCGGGAAAGAUGUCAGACGUUUAUGAGGUUGAACAAAUGACUAAUGAAACCAAACCAAACGCUGGUGAGACUGAUGGCCCAGUCAUUAGUGCAAAAGUUGAAGUAACAAUCAAAGAGUUCUCCAAAAGCGUAGCAGCUGAAGUUCUCAAACAUGUUGCAAUUUCGGAGAUUUUACCAGCUAUAAGCAAAGACAAACAAUAUCUAGAUGUAUUGCAGAACUCUGGGGUCCAGAAAUACCUCGAGAAGUGUUUCCACUUGUGCUGGUUGAUGCAGACACAAUACCCGCCAAUGUUGAUGGAUUUUGAAACAAAGCCUGGAAUGGCAUUUAACACCAAUGUGUUUGAGACAUACACUAACAGGGGACCUAAAAUCGUCCGCGUUGUCUGGCCCCCGGUUUACUUGCACAAAGAUGGGCCUCUUGUCUGUAAGGGGUAUGCAGAAGGCACAAAACAAUGAAUUUGUCUGUUUCAUACAGAAUUUGAACAAUGCUGACAAAGACGGGAAUAUACUAUAGAGUGUAAUCUAUAAAUCUGAGAAACUCAAAUAAUAUUGUUAUAUACUUUAUUACCGUAGUCUCCCUAAUGUGUGAAAUAUACUGACUUUGUCAGUUCUACAUAACUGUCUGUGUCCGUUUGUCGAUAUGUCACAAAUAUUUAUCUGUCCUUUCGGUGUGAUUCCUUUUGCACAACUGUGCAUGUUGAGUAAAUUAGUGAUUUAAUGAAUAAAUCUGGAUUACUUCUGCUA
This is a messenger RNA of Mercenaria mercenaria, 1796 nucleotides long. RefSeq lists its product as uncharacterized. Lineage: Eukaryota; Metazoa; Mollusca; Bivalvia; Venerida; Veneridae. The transcript is spliced from 9 exons. The coding region runs from base 117 to 1508 and encodes 463 amino acids. The record is from RefSeq and is a predicted model, not a curated record.